UAAAAAAGAAGAAUAUGCUGACAUUAAGAUAAAGUCACAGUUUUCAUUACGUUGUAGGAAAAUGCUGCAAAAUACAAUUCUUUUUUGAAGACCGCUAUCGGUGAAUCAUGUGACCGGGAUUCUCAAAAAAUUGCGGUUUUUCAAUGAAUUUUUCAUUAUGACUCCAUGUUUAGGGAACACUAGUAUAAUUAAGCACUAGUUAAGAUGUUAUCAGUGGGAAAGAGACUAUUCUCGACUUCGGGAAGGAUAUUGGAUACUUUAGUGUUUGUUGAAUCGGCAAAUUCGAAAAUUUCUCCAGCAUCUUUAUCAUCAUUGAAUGCAGCAUUCCAACUUGGUAAACCAGUUAGUGCAUUAGUUGCAGGACCAGAGGGAGAAUCUAUAGUAUCUGAAUUAUCACAAGUUGAAGGAUUAUCUAAAAUUAUAGUUGCAAAGGGUGAUAAUUAUAAUCAUUAUUUAGCAGAAGAGUUAUCUCCACUUGUUAAAGCUAUUUUAUCUAAUGAAUCAAAUAAUUUUACUCAUUUUGUAACUGCAGCUUCAGCCGUUGGUAAAUCAUUAUUACCAAGAGUUGGAGCUUUACUUGAUGUACAACCAAUUUCUGAUGUUAUAAAAGUUGAAUCUGAAAAUACUUUUGUAAGACCAAUUUAUGCUGGUAAUGCUUUAUCUACUGUUAAAUCAAGUGAUAAAUUUAUAUUAACAUCUAUUAGAGCCAGUGCUUUUCCACCUCAACAAAUAACUUCAUCUUCUGCUCCAAUUGAAGAAUUUUCAGAAAGUAUUACUACAAAUGGUAGAACUGAAUUUGUUUCUGAAAAUUUAAUUACUUCAGAAAGACCAGAAUUAGGAGCUGCCACUAAAGUUGUUGCUGGAGGUCGUGGUUUAAAGAAUAAAGAAACUUUUGAUAAGUUACUUGAACCAUUAGCCACCAAAUUAAAUGCUGCAGUUGGUGCCUCAAGAGCUGCUGUUGAUAAUGGUUUCUGUGAUAAUUCUUUACAAAUUGGUCAAACUGGUAAAAUUAUUGCCCCUGAAUUAUAUAUUGCUAUUGGUAUUUCUGGUGCAAUUCAACAUUUAGCUGGAAUGAAAGAUUCUAAGACAAUUGUUGCCAUCAAUAAAGACCCAGAAUCUCCAAUAUUCAACAUAGCUGAUAUCGGAUUAGUUGCAGAUUUAAAUGAUGCUGUACCUGAAUUAACUGAAAAAUUAUAAUUAUAUCUCUAUUUACAUUUUUCACGUGCCGAGAUACCGUCACCAAAAAAAAAGUAUAUCUCUCCACGACACAGUUUUAUAUAGUAAAAUACAUUUCUUAAUUU
Scheffersomyces amazonensis is the source of this 1301-nucleotide messenger RNA. RefSeq lists its product as uncharacterized. Bases 205 to 1197 code for a protein of 330 amino acids. Gene Ontology annotation, molecular function: flavin adenine dinucleotide binding; electron transfer activity. Gene Ontology annotation, biological process: fatty acid beta-oxidation using acyl-CoA dehydrogenase. Lineage: Eukaryota; Fungi; Ascomycota; Pichiomycetes; Serinales; Debaryomycetaceae. Gene Ontology annotation, cellular component: mitochondrion. The transcript has a single exon. The record is from RefSeq and is a predicted model, not a curated record.